GCAAACUCAGAGCCGCAGAAGCGCAGACCCGAGAAAUCGUGGCCCAAGGCCAAGGCUGACACAGGACCGCCACUCCUAACCCCUCCCCUUGCCUGAGCCUCUGGAAAGCUGACUGCAAGCAAAUUGCUGGAGGCAGAAAUGGCUGCCCGCGGCCGAGGUCUCAUCAGGGCCUUGCACUCCUCUCCCUGCCCUGCUUGGAAACGAGCUCAGUCGGGAGCCAACGGGCGCCUGAAGCCCGAGUACGAUGCCGUGGUGAUAGGAGCAGGACACAACGGGCUGGUGGCUGCAGCGUACCUCCAGAGGCUGGGGGUGAACACCGCAGUCUUUGAGAGGCGCCAUGUGAUCGGGGGUGCAGCUGUUACUGAGGAGAUCAUUCCUGGAUUCAAGUUCUCUCGAGCAUCCUAUCUCCUCAGCCUACUGAGGCCACAAAUUUACACAGACCUGGAGCUGAAGAAACAUGGGCUGAAACUUCAUCUGAGAAAUCCCUACUCCUUCACUCCCAUGCUGGAAGAGGGUACACUGAGCAAGCUGCCCAGGUCCCUUCUGCUGGGCACAGACAUGGCUGAAAACCAGAAGCAAAUCUCUCAGUUCUCACGGAAGGAUGCCCAGGCCUUUCCUAGAUACGAGGAGUUCAUGAAACGCUUGGUGCUAGCCAUUGACCCCCUGCUGGAUGCAGCUCCAGUGGACAUAGCAGCCUUCCAACAUGGCUCCCUGCUGCAGAGGCUCAGGGCACUGUCCACCCUGAGGCCCCUGCUGAAGGCAGGGCACACCCUGGGAGCCCAGCUCCCCCAGUACUACGAAGUCCUAACAGCCCCUAUUUCCAAGGUGCUGGACCAAUGGUUUGAGUCUGAGCCUCUGAAGGCAACUCUGGCAACAGACGCUGUGAUUGGAGCAAUGACGAGUCCUUACACUCCGGGGAGUGGGUAUGUGCUGCUGCAUCAUGUGAUGGGCAGCCUGGAGGGGAUGCAGGGCGCCUGGAGCUACGUCCAGGGUGGCAUGGGUGCCCUCUCUGAUGCCAUUGCAAGCUCAGCUACUACACAUGGAGCAAGUAUCUUCACAGAAAAGACUGUGGCUAAGGUGCAGGUGAACAGUGAAGGCCGUGUUCAAGGCGUCACACUGCAGGAUGGAGUGGAGAUCAGGAGCAGAGUCGUCUUGUCCUGUGCAUCACCACAGGUCACCUUCUUAGAGCUAACACCACAGGAGUGGCUUCCUGGGGCCUUUGUGAAGAGAAUCUCCCAGCUGGACACCCAGUCUCCUGUCACCAAGAUCAAUGUGGCUGUGGACAGGCUACCAAACUUCCAGGCAGCCCCCAGUGCUCCCAGGGACCAGCCCCAAGCUCAUCAUCAGUGUUCCAUCCACCUGAACUGCGAAGACACCCUGCUUCUCCACCAGGCCUUUGAGGACGCCAAGGGCGGCCUGCCUUCCCAAAGGCCUAUGAUUGAACUCUGCAUCCCUUCAUCACUGGACCCCACUCUGGCUCCACCAGGCUGCCAUGUUGUCUCCCUCUUCACUCAGUAUACACCCUACACCCUGGCAGGAGGCAAGGUCUGGGAUGAGCAGGAGAAAGACACCUAUGCAGACAAAGUGUUUGACUGUAUCGAGGCCUAUGCCCCCGGCUUCAAGAGAUCUGUGCUGGCCAGAGAUAUCCUCACCCCGCGGGACCUAGAGAGAAUCUUUGGGCUUCCUGGAGGGAACAUAUUCCAUGGUGCCAUGUCCCUGGACCAGCUCUACUUUGCCCGUCCGGUGCCCCAACACUCUGACUAUAGAUGCCCUGUGCAGGGCCUGUACCUCUGUGGAAGUGGAGCCCAUCCUGGAGGAGGCGUCAUGGGAGCGGCUGGACGGAAUGCAGCCCACGUAGUCUUUAAGGACCUCAAGAACAUGUGAUGCCAGACCAGCGCUGACCCUGGAGAGAAAAGUUUCCCCUGCAUGUUGAGCCGCCCAGCAGGCCAUCUGCCCAAGAUACCCUGCUCCCAAGGAUACCACUGGACAUAACUGUACUAGCAAGGUGCCAUUGUUUCUUAAUCAGGGACUCAGUUACAUUUAGCUCAAUCUCACCUGUGCCCCAGGCUUUAAUGGAUUAACUGGGUUUGUCUUGUUAAAAACAAUGUUUUUGUAUAGAGA
This is a messenger RNA of Arvicanthis niloticus (Nile rat), 2121 nucleotides long. It is a transcript of the gene Pyroxd2, whose product is annotated as pyridine nucleotide-disulphide oxidoreductase domain 2. NCBI's taxonomy places the organism in Eukaryota, Metazoa, Chordata, Mammalia, Rodentia, Muridae. Gene Ontology annotation, molecular function: oxidoreductase activity. The record is from RefSeq and is a predicted model, not a curated record.